AUGUCUACCCCAGACUCAUCAAAGCCCAAGCCCCAUCGGGUCCUCGCUUGCGUUCUCUGCCAACAGCGCAAAGUAAAAUGCGACCGCACGUUUCCCUGCUCAAACUGUGUCAAACAUGGAGUUCAAUGCGUCCCAGCUACUCAGCCUCGUCAAAGAAGACGACGAUUUCCUGAGCGUGAGCUGUUGGAUAGGUUGAGGAGGUAUGAGGAGUUGAUGAAGCAGAAUAAUGUCAAAUUUGAUCCUCUUCAUGAGGACAAUGGGACAGAGAAGAGUUCGCCGAACGAUUAUAACUCUGACAGGGAUGAGGAGGGGCCACAGGGGAGAGCUGAGGGUGUAGCUGAGGUCAAAAACAUUUGGCAUGCAAUGCGGCAAGGGUAUCGAGAUCCUAGCGACAGCUUCUUCGACACUUUCCGUAACGCCCACGAUCAAUCAUUCAGCAAUGAUGAACAUAUGCUUUUCGGCUCUCGACAAACAUCCGUUGAGCUAUACACUCUCCACCCAGAACCCGCUCAACUCUUCAGGCUCUGGCAGGUAUACCUCGACAACGUCAACCCUCUCCUCAAAGUCACGCAUACACCUACUUUGCAGGGUCGCAUUGUCGAAGCUGCGUCAAAUCUCAAAGAGAUUCCUUCGACUCUUGAAGCUCUCAUGUUUGGUAUCUACUGUAUGGCUAUACUAAGUCUUACCGCUGAGGAGUGUGAGACCAUAUUUAAACAGACCAAGGAGGAACUCUCGACAAGAUUUCAGUUUGCAUGUCAGCAGGCGUUGUUGAACAGCAACUUCCUCCGUACGGGUAGUCGAGAUUGCUUGACUGCAUUAUUUCUCUAUCUAGUGUCUGUCCGCUCAGCUAGCCACCCAAAGUCCAUCUCAAGCACGCUCGCCGUCGCAAUACGCAUCGCUCAACGAAUGGGUCUCCAAAGCGAAAACAUCAACGCUAGAAGCAGCGUUCUCGAAGCAGAAAUGCGCCGAAGACUUUGGUGGUCACUUGUCCUCUUCGACUCUCGAGUUAGCGCUUUGGGAGAUCAUAAGCCUACGAGUCUAGCCCCAGGAUGGGAUUGCGCUUUGCCCAUGAACGUCAGUGAUUCUGAACUUCGGGAGGAAACAAAAAGUCCGCCAAAGGUCCAAGAACAAGCUACUGAAGCUAUAUUUGCUGUCGUGAGAAGCGAGCUUGGAGAGUAUACUCGGAACAGUCCGUUUUAUAUCGCGUUCACGAAUCCGCUCAUGAAGCCGUUGGCUAAGAAGCUUCCUGAAGGUGGAGCUGAUGCUUUGGAGAAAAUGGUAGAGGAAAAGUAUCUCAAGUUCUGUGAUGCCGACAACCGUCUUCACUACAUGACUUUGUGGACGGCGAGGAGUAGUAUUGCAACAUGCCGCUUGAUGAACGACUUUCUGGUCUAUCUCGAAUCGUCAACUACGUACAACCAAGCCAACCAUGAAGCAGCAGUCUCCUACGCCAUCGAUUGGCUCGAAUGUGAUGCCAAACUAUCUAGUUCACCCUUGACGAAAGGCUUCCGGUGGUUUUUGCAACUCUACUUCCCUUUUCCAGCCUACAUAAGAAUUAUCCAGCACUUGAAAACUCAGCCUUUCAGCAGCGUUGCGGAAAAGGGAUGGAAAGUUAUGAAGGAUAACUAUCAAGCUCGGUAUGAGGGAGCAGAUGCCGAUAGAUGGCACCCCAUCUUCAAGCCAUUUGCGAAUAUUGUUCUAUUUGCUUGGGAUACAGUAAAGAAGGCUCAUGACCAAGCGGAAAGGGAGAUAGAGACACCAGAGUUGGUGGACUUUAUCAACAAAAAGACAGCGGAUAUGUCUUUGGAUGGAAACGAGACAACUGGAUCGCAAGCUCAGGGGAUUGCUGGGAUGGAAAUGGACGGUGUUCAGCUUCAGAUACCGUUUGGCUUUGGUGACCCGGGUGUGUUCUUUAACAUGGGUGCACAGCCUGGGUUUGAUCCCGUUACCUCGACACCAUAUAUGGCGGGUGGUGCGCCGUUGACAGUGGAUAUGAGUCAGCUCAACUGGGGUUCGAUGAAUUGGGGAGCGGCUGGGAUGGGUGAGAAUGGGAGUUGGUAG
Fusarium subglutinans is the source of this 2061-nucleotide messenger RNA. RefSeq names its product C6 transcription factor. Lineage: Eukaryota; Fungi; Ascomycota; Sordariomycetes; Hypocreales; Nectriaceae. Gene Ontology annotation, biological process: regulation of DNA-templated transcription; DNA-templated transcription. The record is from RefSeq and is a predicted model, not a curated record. The transcript is spliced from 4 exons. Gene Ontology annotation, molecular function: DNA-binding transcription factor activity, RNA polymerase II-specific; zinc ion binding; DNA binding. The coding region runs from base 1 to 2061 and encodes 686 amino acids.